CGUUCGUGGAGUGAAUAAAGCAGGGUCCCUUCCUCCCAAGCUACAUCUGCUGAUAUGGCGCAUGUCGUUCAGCGAAUGGACCAACCGUCCAACUAUAAGGACUCACAAAACAGAUCAAUGGACAGAUCCACGCAACAAGACCUUCUGACAAAGUCAACAACCUUAUAUAUUGGUAAUUUAAGCUUCUACACCACAGAGGAACAAAUAUACGAACUCUUCUCAAAAUGUGCUAGCCCAGAGGAUGGCGGCGGAAUAAAACGCAUAAUCAUGGGUUUGGAUCGUAACACAAGAACACCAUGCGGUUUUUGCUUUGUGGAAUAUUACACGCAUGCAGAAGCACUUGCUAGCCUCAAGUACGUCAGCGGGACGAAGUUAGACGAGCGGAUAAUUCGAUGUGACUUAGACCUGGGGUACGCUGAAGGAAGGCAAUUUGGCCGUGGCCGAAGUGGUGGACAAGUGCGCGACGAACAUCGACAAGAUUAUGACCCAGGACGCGGCGGUUGGGGUGCUCAAGCUCAGAGGCUUGAAAUUGAGCGACGCCGUGAAGUCGAGGAGCGCUAUGCGGAUGCAAGAGAGGGUCCUGGUGCCGUUGCUGGAGGUGGAGAGGAAUGGAAACAAGUGGAGAGUAGUGCCGAUAGUACUCUUAAGAGAGGAAGGUCACCGGAAGACGAAGGCGACAAUGAACGAAAUAUGCACCGCUCGCGCUUGGAAGAUGUGGACACUGAUAGAAUGUAAAAUAGAUAUGAUUAUUCUACGGCUCUAUAUUAGUGAGACAGUAACGUUAACACCCAGCCCUAGGUGUGCGUGCUGCUUAGUAUAUCACUCGAGCUCGAAUCUGCCACUUUGACCCUUUGUCAACCUCGUACUCAGACAUAUGCAUGGACCGGACGAUACGAUGUGCCUCCGCCAUUGACGCAGCGCGAACUAGGAAUUUUGAGUACAUGCUAUAGGCAUUGCUUGACGUAUCCCUGCGGCGGAUGAGCAUCGGCGACCAAGAAUAAGGGGAAACUAUACAUGUCAAGCUUCAGCACCUCCCGUUUCCCGCCUGCGGUCCCUGCUAGCCGAAACCCGUGCAUAUGCUUCCUUACCUCCUCCGCCGAGAGUUUUCCUGGAAAGCCCCAAAUUACAACAUGUGUCCCCAGGGAGAACACUCCACCGCGAGGUCCAUUACCAUUCAUUCCCUUGUUCGACCUUGCUUGAUC
Messenger RNA from Coniophora puteana RWD-64-598 SS2, 1202 nucleotides. RefSeq names its product RNA-binding domain-containing protein. The coding region runs from base 55 to 735 and encodes 226 amino acids. Gene Ontology annotation, cellular component: nuclear cap binding complex. Gene Ontology annotation, molecular function: RNA cap binding. The record is from RefSeq and is a predicted model, not a curated record. NCBI's taxonomy places the organism in Eukaryota, Fungi, Basidiomycota, Agaricomycetes, Boletales, Coniophoraceae. The transcript is spliced from 4 exons. Gene Ontology annotation, biological process: mRNA cis splicing, via spliceosome.